AUGGUCGAGCUGACCGUCAAUUAUGGCACAAUGAAUAAUCAGUUUGUUCAAAUCUCUGAGACCGCACAAACACAACCUGCUGUUGACAUUGGAGCAUUCCCAAGCACAUUGACCAAGUUGACUUUGAGCCAUGUAUAUCAGCCUCUUAUCCCAAACACUCUGCCUAGCUCCAUUGUUAUGUUGUCAUUUGGGGAUAAUUUCAAUGAUGUCAUCUCUGCUGGCUGUCUGCCAAACAGAUUGACCAGCUUGACAUUUGGUCAGUUUUACAAUCAACCUUUGGUCGUGGAUGCCCUGCCCAGCACCCUGGUAUACUUGGAGUUUGGCAGUUGGUUCAACCGCUCUCUAGAAGCAUUCGUGGAGACCUCUUAUCCACUUAAUGUGGUCAGACAUAAUCUCCCGUGUCUGGAGACAUUGAUACUUGGUCAAUCAUUCUCCCAAGAUAUCUUUCCUGGACUGCUUCCUCCAUCAUUGCUGACGUUUAAAACUGGAUGGUCGUUCAGUCAGGAGUUGGUGCCUGGGUUUGUGCCCCCAAAUCUUCACACAUUGGCCUUGGGAGCUUCUUAUCGCCACGAUAUUGGAGCUUUGCUGCCUUCUUCGGUGACAUCACUCCAGUACAUGGGCUCAUACAAUCUGAGUCAGCUGUCACUGUCGCAUCUUACAGUGGAGUUACUCAGGCAGUUCGAGAGGCUGAAGUGCAAUGUCGAGACUCUUCGAGUUACCGAAGUCAACUUCAACCAAGCACCUCCAAGAUACUUCCGUCACCUCAAGUCUUUGACCAUCAAGUCCUCCACUCCAAAGCACAUGGUUCGUUUGAAGUCAAGACUUGUCGAGUACCUCAAAAAUCUAUUAUCAUCCAUGCCAAGUGUGGACAGGUACAAUGUCACCUAUACCAAGGGUGAGGGCUAUGGUUCCAACAAAACAGACUACAAUGUGGAGCUCCGCAAACUGGAUCCUUGGAAAUCAGUCAUCAUCUACAAAGUGUCUGAGAGGAAGUACAGGACACCUCCAACCUCAACUAUGUCCAUUCAUUUCUUUGCCAUGGAUAGGGCGGGACAACUUGAGAACGAGAACAGCAUGCUCAAAGAAGAGAUUGGGUCACUCAAACAACUGGCCGAGGCAAAGUCUGUCAUCCAAGAGAUGGGUACCAUUCCCACAAUGAAGAUAGAGGUCGCAGAUGAGACCGAGGCUGACGGCAACACCAAUGAAACGACAACAAGAAAAGAACAAGUAACAAGUUGCCAGCAAGGUCAACCAGGAGCAAGAGAGGAAAGAAAUAAAGGAGGAGUGAGAGAAUGGUUUAUUGCCAAGAUGGGACUGUUGGUCCAGUGA
This is a messenger RNA of Acytostelium subglobosum LB1, 1329 nucleotides long. RefSeq lists its product as hypothetical. Lineage: Eukaryota; Evosea; Eumycetozoa; Acytosteliales; Acytosteliaceae. The transcript has a single exon. Bases 1 to 1329 code for a protein of 442 amino acids. The record is from RefSeq and is a predicted model, not a curated record.